CUAGCUACUGCCAAUGGAUCCCAUCAUAUCUGACGCGGAAAGGGACGAUUUGAAUGAGGAGGAUGAUGCCGUUUACCUGGAUAAACACCCCGAUAUAAGCGAUGAGUUCAAAAAGACAUUUAUGGACGCUCGUGAGGCCAUUGAAAAUGGAGACAUGCCAAAGCUCAAGGCUGCAGUCCAAGCUAUGCAGGACGAGGGUAGUGUGCCAAGGGAAAGAUGUCUGAACGUGGUGAUCAAUGUGCCGGGUCCAAAGAGAGAUCCAAAGAAGCUUCUGCCAAUGACUCUGCUGGCCUUCGCUGGAUACCAUAAACGACAGGAAAUGAUUCAUUUCCUCAUUCAGAACCAUGCCCAGCUCGACGUGAAAAACCAGUUUAUUGGUACUCCUCUGCUGCAAAUGUUGUGCUACGCUCGAAUUCGGGAUAACCCCCAACAUAUCGACAAGGAAAUUGUCAGGUUUUUUGUUGACCACAAAGAUGUGGUCCUGACUCGUGUUUUGACGGCCGGUUACAUCAGAACAUCGACAGUUCUCGACACUUGCAUCUUCCUCGGCCGCUUAGACAUCGUCAAAAAAAUGCUGAUUCCCAAUGGGAUCGACCCAAUUAAAGGUGGCUACCCAGGAAUGAGGCCAUUAUUCGUGGAAUACGUCCAUUACCCAUCCAACGAGUUCCUGAAAUGGCUGUUUAAGGAGUUGGUGACCGGGGUUAGCGUUCCACAGUUUAUCAAGCAAAUUUUCCCCGUGAAGCGUGGAACAACACACACGGCGAGGAAGAUCUACGGGAAGAACCCCCUCCAUGCCUUCCUGCUGUGUGGGAGUGGGGAGGUGGUGGAUGCUCUGCUCGGUCUCCAGCCACGUAUCCUGGAGGAAGUGGAUCCAUUUGGAAAAACUGCUCUUCAUAUUGCUGCAGAAAAGGGGGACAUAGAAAGUUUAAAGAUCCUAUUGGACAAAGGUUCAGAUUUGGAUGCUGUUGAUGAAUUUUUAAUGACACCACUCAAGUUGGCUACGAAAAAUGAACACACUAAGGCAGUUGAAAUACUAAUGGGAAAAAUGGAGAGAGCAAGCGGUUCUACCGGAGCUGCCACUGACUCUGACUCGCUGGGCUCCAUGGUGAUGUGGGCCUGGGCACUGCAGAAUAGCUACGCCACAUACUUUGAGGCAAUACACAAAGAGAGGGAGAGAGAGAAACUUCUGCUCAGGAAACUGGACAAUGACGGAAACAACAUUGCACAUUUGGCAGCAGAGAGUGGAAAUACCAUUAUCUUUAAGUCUGUUAUUCCUAAGAUUCAAGAGCCGAAAGUGUAUCAAAUUCUUCUAGAACAAAAUGAUAAAGGAUUGACACCUCUUCAAGUGGCCAUUAUGAAUGGGAAUGUGCGCAUCUUGCAGGCCUUGCAGGAGCAAAGGGCCGAGAGAAAGAAGGUAGCAGACAAAGGAUACUCCAUCGAGAGACAGGGUGACUCAGUGGAAGAGAAAGACCUGAAUGAGCUGAAAAGGGAAAAUCUCAAGUUGAUGCUCUUUGCCUGUGAGCAUGGAACUGUGGAUGUUGUCAAGUACUUCGUGACUGAAUUGGUCCCUCCAAACAAAGGCAUGAAAAGAGAAGAAGACAAGACACCACUCUAUUAUGCUGCAAAGGCAGGAAAGCAUGAAAUUGUGGCAUACCUGCUCAGCAUUAAUGAAGUUUCUCCAGACAGUGAAACGGAUUCCUUGCCUCCCAUACUGGUGGCAUCAGAGAACGGCCAUUCCAAGUGCAUCAUUCACCUGAUUGAGAAGAACGCAAAUUUGACUGUGAGGUCAGAGUGUGGCUACAAUUACCUUAUGGAAGCCAUCAGAGGUGGACAUGAGGAUGCUGCCAAAGCCAUUAUACUCCAUCUGCAAUCAGAAGAGAACGGUGAUAAGUGGGAAGCUACAAUGAAAGUGUGUGACAGUGAAACCAAGACACACACUCCAAUGAGACUGCUAAUUCAAGCCAUGCCAGACGUUGCAAAGCUGGCUAUGAAAAGAUGUGUUCAUGAAAAGGAGGUGGAUCCUCCUCAGGGUCCUGCUCGUCUUGAAGACGGCCAGCAGAAGUGCUGUGAGUAUGAUUUUUCCCUCAUUGACGACUACACCGAGAAGGAUGCUAAAUCACCAUGGAGACCUACGCAAUACUCUUCUUCCUCACAUCCCCUGGCAUACCUGGUAAAGAAGGAGCGACUAGAGCUGCUCCAACAUCCACUGAUGGCGCUCUACAUUGCCCGGAAGUGGUGGAAAUGGCCAUUUCGUUUCUUUUGUUCAUACAUACUCAUUUAUACCCUGUUCCUUGUCAUCCUGACCAGUUUUGCCCUCCGUGUUCCUCGACCUAGCCCAGGGGAUGAAUUCUGUCCAAGCAACAGCUCAAAAGCUUCUUACACUCAGCUUGAUUUAAAUGAUGGAGACUGCAAUGGUCCGAGUGGUUCUAACAGAGCUGCAUUUCCAACUCUGGCUGUCAUACUGAUCCUGCUAUCCGUUGGAUUCCUGUGUUUCGAAGUCUUCUUCAGAUACAUCAUGAGAGAAUACUGGAACACGUUCUACUAUUGGUUUGAACUAGUUGUUAGGGUCGGAGUUUUUCUUCUUACUGUCAUCUUUGUGUCUGGAUUUGGCCACGACUGUUGGUGCACUCCACCAUGGCAAUGGCAGAUCGGAGCCCUGGCCGUGUUCUUGACCUACUUCAAUGCAGUUCUCCUGCUAAAGGGUCUCCCGUUUUUGGGGGUGUACAUCAGCAUGCUUCUGAAAAUCAUUGCCACCUUUCUAUUCCUGAUCUAUCUCCCGAUACUGCUCAUCUUGGCCUUUGCCUUUCCUUUCUACAUGCUGUUUGUGCGAGAUUCUGCUGCAGUACUGGUAUGUGCAGAAUACUGACAUAAACCUCCUUAACUCUGUUGCUUUAGUCUUUGGUGUCAGUUCAACUGCCUAUCUUCCCCAUAGGGUGAUGCAGGAAUUCUGGUAGGCUUUUCCACUCCUGCACACUCUCUUGCCAAGACAAUCAUGCAGACGGCAGGGGAGCUGGAUUUCGAGGCUCUGUUCAACGAAGGGGACCUCCUCUACUCCCCCAUGGCCUACAUCCUCUUCAUCUCCUUUGUUGUCUUAAUGCCCAUUCUAUUCAACAACAUGUUGACCGGUUUAGCUGUCGGAACCGCAGAUGAAGACAAGAAAAAUGCGGAAUUCACAAACAUUCAUGUUCAGGCAAGACUCAUCUUCAACAUCUACACGGAGAUAUAAUACUAACAUGGGAACUGCAUACUCUCUUUCAGGUCCAGUACAUUUUGGGUCUGGAGAAUUUCAGGCUGAUCCGUGGUCAUCUCACCAGUGAGAAGUGUCUAGAGAAUGUUAGCUGGCUGCGCAGAGAAUGGGACUGGCUUCGGGGAAUUGAUUAUGAGUCACAGAAAGCCAAGUUGGAGGAACUGGACAAAGACACUGACGAAAAGAGCAGGGAGAAAGUGACAAAGAUGGUGUCGGUGGUGAGCAAUAUUCAAGAGAGGAUUCCCGCUCUAGAGAGGAGCCACAGGGAGAUGCAGCAGAGUCUGGAGCACAUCAUGAAAACUCUGCAGGAACUCAAUGGAAAAAUUGACUGAGAAAUAGCUAGCUACUUAAAUACUUUUCGGCCAUUGUUUUGUUACUCCAAAGUCGUAGGUGUAGCUAGCUCUAACUGUCGUGUCCAUGUUGUAGGUCAAGAAAUAAUAUGUUAAUUCUAGAGACCAA
Molecule: messenger RNA, 3706 nt
Organism: Geodia barretti
Lineage: Eukaryota; Metazoa; Porifera; Demospongiae; Tetractinellida; Geodiidae
Source: the annotation of a GenBank genome assembly